This is a messenger RNA of Sesamum indicum (sesame), 744 nucleotides long. The record is from RefSeq and is a predicted model, not a curated record. NCBI's taxonomy places the organism in Eukaryota, Viridiplantae, Streptophyta, Magnoliopsida, Lamiales, Pedaliaceae.
AUGGUAGCUUUCAACAAGAUCAAAGCUGCCUCUAGAGAAGCUCCCUUGAGACUAACAAAUUUCAAUGGCACGAACUACAAUGACUCGCUACAGAAACUUAGGAUUGUCCUAGAUUUCAAGAACCAGGACUAUGUCUUGGACAAGCCACUCUUUACGGCCUUGCUAGAAGGGUCCUCGCCUGAAGAACAUGUCACAUUCGAAAAGUGGCAUAAGGACAAUAGCAAGGUCUGCAGUAUGAUAAUAGCUUCAAUGACCAAUGAUAUCCAAAAUCAAUAUGAUAGGCUGAAAGAUGUUACAUCGAUAAUACUUCGCAUGAAAGAGGUUUAUGCGAUUUCUGAUAGGCAUAUUAGAAAUACCGCCACAAAAGCAUUUUUUGGGACCAAGCUGGCUGAAGGAUCCUCUGUACAAAGUCAUGGGGUCAAGAUUUCAUCCCUAGUGGAGAAGCUCAAAGACCUCAAAGUUGGGUUUCACAAUGACACGUACAUCGACAUGAUUUUUCAAUCACUGCCUCCAUCCUAUGACCCAUUUAUUAUUAACUACAACAUGAAUGGGCUCGAGAAAUCUAUUCAUGAGUUAAUUAAUAUUUACGAGACAACGACCCACAAGUCUGUACCAGCAAUAUUGGUACUGGAAAGAAGUAGAAGUCAGCGUAAGGACGAGAUGGUCUUAAGGCUCGAUGAUGGCAAGGUCGAUGCUGCAAAAGCCGUUGGAUCUCUCAACUUAGCUAUUAGUGAUCAUAUUUAG